Molecule: messenger RNA, 3005 nt
Organism: Diorhabda sublineata
Lineage: Eukaryota; Metazoa; Arthropoda; Insecta; Coleoptera; Chrysomelidae
Gene: loj
Product: transmembrane emp24 domain-containing protein 5
Exons: 2
Coding region: 240-944 (234 amino acids)
Biological process (GO): Golgi organization; endoplasmic reticulum to Golgi vesicle-mediated transport; intracellular protein transport
Cellular component (GO): endoplasmic reticulum-Golgi intermediate compartment; endoplasmic reticulum; Golgi apparatus
Source: RefSeq, a predicted model, not a curated record
GAAAACUAAUGUUUAUUCUUCCCCAUACCAUAUGACAUUUAUGUAUUUUACACGUAAUUUAAAACGUGUGUAAUUAGAUUUAUAAAACUCUGUUAUUCGCCGUGCAAAUUGAAUAUUUUAUACUUAUAGGAAUAAAUUGUAUAUUAGAAUUUUACGUUAAAUCUUGAAAUUACAUUCAAUUUAUAAAUAUAAUGAAAGUGAAAGUUGGUGUUAUAAACCACAACUGGAUCAACUAAAAAAUGGAUCUUGCUGCCACGUUACUUUUGGAAUUAACUAUAUUAGUUUCAAGUUUUAUCGGAUUAACUGUGCCUCAAGACAUAUCGAGAACUAUACCAUGGUAUGAAAAUUUACCUGCUGUUGCAAUGGACUAUAAAGUUUAUAUAAAUCCUGGAAAAGAAGACUGCUAUUUUCAAUAUGUUAAUCCAGGGGCAACAUUUUAUGUCAGUUUCCAAGUAGUUAGAGGCGGUGAUGGAAUGGUUGGAUUUGCAGUUAGACACCCAAGUGGACAAAUUGUUCACCCUUACCAAUGGCAAGCAAAUAGUGAUUAUCAAGAUCAACACUCUGUAGGUGGAUAUUACUCAGUAUGUAUUGAUAAUCAGUUCUCAAGAUUUGCUGGUAAACUUGUCAAUAUCUACAUGAGUGUAGUUCGUUAUGAUUUGUGGGAAUCAUACACAAAAGAAAUUGAAUCCCUUAAUAUGAACAUGGAAAAUUUUACUUCCUCUAUUAUUCAAAUUGAGAUGAAUAUAAAUAACAUGCGUCAAUAUCAACAUCAUUCAAGAGCAAGAGAGUCAUGGGAUUAUAACUUGCUCAAAGAUAACAAUACUUAUGUUGUCAGAUGGUCAAUUAUACAAAUACUUGUUGUUUUAGUUACAACAUGUGUUCAGGUUUAUUUUGUACGUAAAUUAUUUGAUAUUAAGACUGGGGGAAAUAGAUCAAGAAUUUAAAAUCGCUUAUUCAUUUCCAAGGACAAUAUUUUUGGUGGCAUAACACAAAUUUUUUUUUAAAUCUUUAUUUCGGACCCCUAAUAGUACAAUGCUACUGGCACCAGUGCCUAAAAUUUAACAAAACAACUAAAAUAUUUUAAAUAUAAUAAAUAAAAAUCAAAUUGAAAAAUUUCUUAUAAUUUUGUAAAUAAAUAUUCAGUCUAUUUUUAGGAAACUUUUUAGGUCACAGCACAUUCUAUUCACAACAUCUUGUUCUGUUAUUGCCAGCAGUUUUAAAAUUGAAUUCUGUUAAAAGUAUAAAGUAUAUAUAUAUAUAUAUAUAUAUAUAUAUAUAUAUAUAUAUAUAUAUAUAUAUAGGGGCUUCUUCAAUUUUUUUGUUUUCAGCCAAUAUUUAAUCAUUUCUUUAAUCUAACUCAUACUUCUACUAGAAUCUGAAACUAUUAGCUUGUAUUAUUGCUACUGGCAUUUUUUUAAUGAAAUGAUCUAUAACUAGUCUUUUAUCUAUAGCAAAAUUCAGUAUAUAUGCCAGUAUUAUUGGUAUAUGUAUAACCAUUACAGGAAGAAGUGAUUAUACAUCUGAUUGUGAUAUUCUAUUUUUCUAAAUUUUAAUUACAUUAUUUACAGUGUGGUCCAAAAUUAUGUAUGUAUAUUAAUUCAUAGAACUAAGUACUUCCAAUAAUGAGGGUACAUUCUUUUUAUACACUUUUUCUUUAAACUUAAUAAUAGUAGAAAUGCAUUUUUUUUUUCGAAGGGGGGGUGGAUUGAGAAUAAUAUUUCUUCAAAUAGUUAGAAUUAUAAGAUUCAUGUUUUGGGAGUGAUUAUCUAUAUUACACAUUAAUAUUACUCCCAAAAUUAGAUAAUAAAUGUAAUAUAUAUAUAUAUAUAUAUAUAUAUAUAUAUAUAUAUAUUUAAGAAAGAUUUUUUACAAUGUUUUAUACAUUUUUUAUAUAAAUUAGUAUGAAUAUGUGCAAAUUUUAUGUACCUAGUUUUAAAAUGUUUUAUAAAAAUUUUAAGACUACAUAUUUGAAGGCAUAUAUGUAGGUGCCUAUGUCAUCCAAUGGUGGGCAAUAACUCAAUAAAAUUGGUGUUUCAAAUAUGAUUAAAUCCUCAUUCCUGAAGAUAAUCCCAUUAGAUAAUUGUUACACAAGUUAAAUCAGGUUUACAUAUACAAGAUGGUCCAGAGUUAUAUCCAUCAAUUUCUAUAGCUCGAAAAUAAGAGUAAUUAAUAAAGAAGGUACAACUUUUGUUAACUUAAUUCUUUCCCUCAAAAGGUUAUGGCUGUAGGUUGAUAUUUGGAGAAUUAUUAUAAAAUAUGGGGAUAAUUGAUUUAAUGUCCUAUAUAAACACGGGUAUUUUCGAAGGGUAUUAAAAUGCGGUUGGGUAGAAGGUGACACGAAAUUAAUUAUUAUAUCUGAUAAUCGCUUCCAAAGUAUGAACUUUUGAAGAAGAGGGAUUCAAAGGGAUGUAUUUCAGUUUUAAAUAAGUUAACAUAAAGCUGUACUUUUAUUUUGGACGUAAACUAACAGAUCUAGAAAUUAUUGUACAUUUCUGGACCACCUUGUAUAUAUCAACGGCUUAUGCUUUUUUGUUUCUUUUAUGUAAAAUUUUAAUGGAUUCUUCUAUGUACAAUUUUAGAAUCUAUAAUCUGGCUGCUAUUGUUGCUUUAAAAAAUAUUCACUAUGCCAGAAGAAAUUUUUAUUUCAAGUUGAGUACAACAAAAAUUUACUGUGUCAAUUGUACCACAGUAUUCUGACAUAAUUAACGCACUUAUGGUCAAAUUAUUGACUACUCAAACAUACAUUGUAAAUCCUACAUAGAUCAAAUUAUUGCUGACCUAUAUAUGAGCAUAUAACAUUUUCAUAAAUUUAUUGUUAAGUAUUAAAAUAUGUCUAAAUUAUUUGAUGUGAUUUUAUUGAAAUCUCAUAUAAAAAGCAUUUAUAUUCAGUAGAUGGUUUAUUUUUUAUAAAAAAUUAUAUACUUUUAUUUUUUUAACUGUCUUCACGAACCUAUUGUUCAAAAAUUGUAAUAAAUAUUUUAUUAAUAUAAUUUUGUUAUUAAAAA